Pseudo-nitzschia multistriata is the source of this 1165-nucleotide messenger RNA. Lineage: Eukaryota; Bacillariophyta; Bacillariophyceae; Bacillariales; Bacillariaceae. The record is from the annotation of a GenBank genome assembly.
AGACCAAACAAAAGGACUCUUCGCUUUCGUUUCAAAAGUACGAGGACAGUAAGAAGUUCACGCGUUGUUGCGAACUGUGAAGCGAAUAUAUUCACUACUUGUCUUUAUGAGAACUGCUGCUAUGGGUGAUGUGAUACAACACCAUCACAAUAGUGUAGUACUUUAGAACAUUCACGUCUCAAAAUGAAGCGGCAAGCCCAACCAGACCACCAGAAGGGGAGCGAGAAUCUCGAAAGCAUUGAUAUUAUUCCUACGGCAACAUCGGAUGACGACAUGUUUUCAACGGCAUUGAUGAAGCUGUCGUUUACCGAUCGAAGUGCAAUCGAAGAAGAGCUCCACGGAGUUUCUUGUAUGGCCGUGAAAGAAACACCCGAACUCAUAGAAGAUGCCCUACGGUGUUUUGACGUUGAACUGCACAAGAUCGAUCAUAAACCGGGCUACGAUAGAGCACAAGAGAUAUUGAUGGAAAACUCCGCCGUUGACACGACCUUCUGGCUCGCACGAAAGGAAUUCAAGCUGCGGUUCUUGAGAUGCGAAUUUUUUGAUCCCCAGAAAGCCGCUGCUCGUUUCGUGAGGUGUCUCGAUCUACUUCUCGAGGUGUAUGGGGAAUAUUCCCUGCGACGGCCGAUCCGCUUGACUGAUAUGACUCGCGACGAAUUGUCCUUCAUGAAGUCAGGUCAGUACCAAUGGCUGCCAUAUCGUGACAGAAGCGGACGCCGAAUUUACUGUAUUGUUGUAAACAACAGAAAUGAUGUUCCUAUGCGGGUUUUGGUACGUAUCAAGAACAAUUUGAUAUGAAUUGAAUCAAUUGAACCAAUGGAAGCACCUUGGUCGAUUCAUUCUGAUCUAUGUAACAGCGGGUGUGCUGGCUACAUGGGACUCACAAUUUUGCAAAUGCCGCACUGCACGAAGACCAAGUGAAGCCAUCGGCUUGGUAGGCAUAGAAUCGGGAAAACGAAAGCCUACGAAUUCGAAAGACGCUCACCUAUUUCUCGUUCUCAUUCUCCGUUGUUAUUUCGCAAUUCCAGCUGAAAGUUUUCUUUUACUUGUGGUUUGUUGCUUCGGGUGGCUCUGAUAUUACUAAUAAUGAUAUCAAAAACCUCGAAACACAACGGAGAGGUGCGAUAGCGAUUGUCUUUCCGAUUAAUGAACACAUGAAAUAUGA